Colletotrichum tamarilloi is the source of this 1746-nucleotide messenger RNA. RefSeq names its product DNA polymerase Eta. Gene Ontology annotation, biological process: response to radiation; error-prone translesion synthesis. Gene Ontology annotation, cellular component: replication fork; nucleus; site of double-strand break. Bases 1 to 1746 code for a protein of 581 amino acids. The transcript has a single exon. Gene Ontology annotation, molecular function: DNA-directed DNA polymerase activity; damaged DNA binding. The record is from RefSeq and is a predicted model, not a curated record. Lineage: Eukaryota; Fungi; Ascomycota; Sordariomycetes; Glomerellales; Glomerellaceae.
AUGUCCGAUGAUAGCUUCACGUUCCCGACUGAUCCGACGAGCGCAGAAUCACAGUUCACCCAGCAUGACUUGCAGCUCCUAGCACAAUCGUCUCCAGAAUCGCCUCUCCGAGUUGUUGCACUCGUCGAUUACGACUCCUUCUAUGCCCAAUACGAAUCAGUCAGGCUGGGUCUUCCUCCUUCCAAGCCCCUCGCAGUGCGCCAAUGGAACGCCAUCAUCGCGUUGAAUUAUCCAGCAAAGGAUCGCGGACUGAAGAGGACUAUCUCGGUGGAGGAAGCCCGUCGGCUCUGCCCAGACAUCGUCCUUCAACAUGUCCCAACUUGGAGGGAAGGCGAUGAUUGCUGGAGGUACAGGGCCGACGUUCUGGACAAUUUGACGACGGACAAGGCCUCUCUGGACCCAUAUCGCGACAUGUCGCGAAGGACGAUGAAGCUUGUGCGAAGGAUUCUUCCGGCCACACCUGCGCCUACCAUCGAGAGAGCCGGGGUGGAUGAGUUCUACGUUGACCUGUCAGCUCAAGUCUACCAGGUUCUGACAGAGCGAUUCCCCGGAUUGGGAUCGCUCAGAGACAACCCCGAAGAGACGCUACCGUUGCCCCCGGUGGACACGCCGCUCGACUGGAAGUCGGACAAAGUGAUGGAUCUUCCCAAUGCCCGUGACACAGAAUACAUACUCGACUGGGACGAUGUGGUACUGAGCAUCGGGGCUAGCAUUAUUCGCAAUAUCCGCAAAGAGAUCAAGGCGGAACUGGAACUCACGACGUCCGCUGGCAUUAGCCAUAACAAGAUGCUCGCCAAGGUCGCUUCUCGAAUGAACAAACCAUUCGGUCAAACAAUCAUCAGGCGCAAGUGCAUCCCCACCAUUAUGCCGACCCUCAAAGUGACCUCACUCUCCGGUUUGGCAAGGCAGCUUGGUCAGAAAGUCGUCGAGGCGUUCGGGUCCGAUGGCAUACGCGACCUACUCCAGGUCUCACUUGCAGAGAUGAGAUCAGAAUUGGGAGCGCAAGAUGGUCAAUGGGUGUAUAGGGCCAUCAGAGGUGACGAGACAGGCCCAGUGAGGCCCCGGAGUGAAGUCCAGUCUUUGCUGGCUGCCAAGACCUUUGUGCCCAAAGCCGAGAACCUUCAACAGGCCAGCAAAUGGCUGCGAAUCUUUGCGGCAGAUCUCGAGUCGCGACUACGCGAUCUCGAUCUGGAUUUAGAGGUGCCUCGACGACCCAGGACUAUUGCUGUUCAACACCAUAUCCGGGGUCGGUUCGGCCCGACGCGAUCCAAGCAAGCGCCGAUCCCACCGCACGUCGAGAUCAACCGGGAUACCAUAUUUACCAUGCUGCAUGGAUUACUCAAGGAUCUUACAGACCACGGAGAGUCUUGGCCGUGCUUGGGUAUCUCUGUUAGCAUGUCGAAUCUGGAAUCCGGGGUGCCUACGUCUGAUCCUGGGCACCGUAUCACAUCCUUCUUUACAUCGGACUCCUCUGCGUCCCCUCGGAAACGAAGCCGAGAGGGAGAUGUGGCGAACAUGCAUGCAGGUAGAAAAAGGAUAUAUACAGCGAACGAUGCAGCAGAAGACUCAACAUCAGGGAGAUUAGGUACUGCGAGUAUCUCGGCUCGGGCCGUUCAAGGUAGCUCAACAGACGAGCAAGGACAGCAAUACUUGUGCCCUAAGUGUGACGAGGCUGUGCAGCCAGAAGAUGUUCUCGAACAUUUGGAUUGGCAUGUCGCAAUGGAGAUUCAGAACCAGGAGAGCUGA